Molecule: messenger RNA, 1545 nt
Organism: Monodelphis domestica (gray short-tailed opossum)
Lineage: Eukaryota; Metazoa; Chordata; Mammalia; Didelphimorphia; Didelphidae
Source: RefSeq, a predicted model, not a curated record
AGAGAGAGAGAGUCUUUCCAAGUCAGGGAGAAAUCAAGUCCCAGAGAGAUGGAUGUCAGUGAGAUGACUGAGAAGCUCAGGUCAGAAGUGACCUGUUCCAUUUGCUUGGAUCUCUUCAGCCAGCCAGUGACCCUUGACUGUGGGCACAGCUUCUGCCAAGAGUGUGUCCUUCGGAGCUGGCAGGAAGCCCAAGUCCAAUGGACGUGCCCGCUGUGCAGGGCUAGCAGUCAGCCCAGAGCCUUAGAGCCCACCCGAGUCCUGGAGGCCCUGGCCUCCAGCAUGAGCAGGCAGCGGCAACUUCCCAGACCCAGAGACGUGACUGGCCAGGCCAGGUGUGGCCAACACCAAGCCGUUCAGAAGCUCUUCUGUGAAGAUGACUUCAGCCCCCUGUGUGUCUCCUGCUUACUCCCCCACGAGCACGAAGGUCAUCGUGUGUAUCCCCUGGAAGAGUCUGCGGAGACAUUCAAGGGCCAGCUGCAGGAAGCCCUGGGCCAGGCCUGGGCCCAGGAGAGAGAGGCCCACGUGCUGCUGGAGCAGGAGAGAGCCAGGAGGCUGAGGUGCCGCAGGGAGGCCGCCAUUCUGAAGCAGGUCAUCCUGCCCGAAUACAUCAAGACCCACCUUGGCUGGACAGAGAAGAAACAACAGGAUCUCCUGAUCAAGGAAAAGCGAAAGAAUAUGAAGCAAUCAAGGGCCAGCGAGGCCAGAAUCUCCCGCUAUGUGCGCAGCCUCGAGAAGAUCACUGAGGAGCUCGAGAAGACUUUGGAGCAGCCCCUGCUGGACAUGCUCCUGGCUGGGAAGAGCACUUUGCAAAGGAGUCGGGAGCUGCUGCUUUGCUGUCCUCAGCCUGCUGCCCUACGCUGGACUCUGUGUGGAAACACUGGAAUGAGGGAGCUGCUACUGGCCUUCCAGAGCCACAUCAGUCUGGAUCCGAGAACAGCCCAUGCCAGUGUCAUUGUUUCUGAAGAUCUGAAGAGCGUGAGGCUUGCUAGCCAUUGGUGGGAUCUACUGAACAACCUGCAAGGAGAGGCCGAGCGUCCUCUUAUUGUGCUGGGUGCUCAGAGCUUCACCUCGGGGAGCCAUUAUUGGGAGGUGGAGGUAGGAAGCAAGACCGAGUGGGAAGUCGGCAUCUGUCCAGGGCCAGGAAACGACCAGGGACGAGUCCACGGGGACCCGCUCUCCCUCGCCUGCCUCAACAUGGGAGAACGAUUUCAACUGUGGAUCCCUCAUGCCUUGGAAGGCCCUGAAGACACAGGAACCCUGCACAGGCUGGGCAUUUUCCUCCACUACGAAGGGGGACACCUCUCAUUUUACAAUGUGACCCAGGGCUGCCUGAUCUACGCCUUUCCCCCAGUCACCUUCCAAGGUCCUCUCAGGCCUUUCUUCUCUCCUGGCCUUAUCCAUGAAGACAACCAGCCCAGCGCUGUCACCAUCUGUCCACUGAGCCCUCAUUCCUGAGGGAGCUCAUGCCCUUCCACCUUGCCUAGGCUCUAGGCCUCCAUUCAGGGGGAGGAUCCAUCCUGUGCAGAAUUUAUGGCUGAGAAGCCC